Mobula hypostoma (lesser devil ray) is the source of this 8238-nucleotide messenger RNA. RefSeq names its product sterile alpha motif domain-containing protein 12-like. Gene Ontology annotation, molecular function: protein binding. Gene Ontology annotation, biological process: cell surface receptor protein tyrosine kinase signaling pathway. The transcript has 5 exons. Gene Ontology annotation, cellular component: cytoplasmic side of plasma membrane. The record is from RefSeq and is a predicted model, not a curated record. Bases 250 to 771 code for a protein of 173 amino acids. NCBI's taxonomy places the organism in Eukaryota, Metazoa, Chordata, Chondrichthyes, Myliobatiformes, Myliobatidae.
UCAAAACGGCCAGGUAGGUCCAGGUGUGUCGCGAGUGACGGAGUGAAUCCCAGGUACAGCGACAGGUUCGCCCAUCGGGAGUGGAGCGAAUCCGAGUCGAGAAGCGGGUGUGCUGGUUGAGUCUGGCGGGAGUUAAGUUGCAGCGCCUUCUAUGAGGAUCGUGUCUGAUUUCUGGGGUCACAGAACUUAUUAUUGCUCUUCCUUGAAGAGCUACAGUAUAUAUCUACCACUGAGUAAUGGACUGUGAAGAUGUCCCAGAACAAUACAUCUAAGUUGUGUCAGAGAAAAAGUGAGCAACUUUAUGAACACCGAUUACAGACUUUAUCUAUUAAUUAUUCUGGGGCUCAGCUUGAAUUGGAAGAAUGUAAGAUUCGAGUGGUGGAAAAUACAGAUAUGACAAAUAAGCCAGUUUCCUUGUGGACAGUGGAUGAUGUGUGUGAAUGGAUUAAAAGUCGUUUUCCAGGUCACAGCUCUGGUUUUGUAGAAGCAAUUUAUGGCCAUGCUGUCUCAGGACGUGCUUUGUUGAGAAUGACUGAAGGAAAGUUGGAACAAAUGGGCAUUGAUGAGGAGAACCACCGCCAUUCUCUGCUUCAGGAAAUAUUGCAACUGCGCAUUCAAGAUGAUGUAGAAAGUCUUACCAGCAUCUUUAAAGGUGUGCUGGGGGCAUUCUGGCUACUGCUGCACCACUGCAUUCUUCGCGGCAAUGUGUCGGUCUGCGGCCUGGAGGUUGGGGACCACUGCCCUAGUGGGCUCAACCGCAAGCAGCUCUGAAAAGCCAUCUUGUAGGCAUUCUAGAAAUUCCCCCUCUUGGGAUACAGUAUCAACUUGAUAUUCCCAAUCUACCUACAUAUUGAAAUCCUCCAUGACUAUUGUAAUGUUGCCCUUUUGAUAUCCAUUUCUGUCUCUCAUUUUAAUUUGUAGACCACAUCUUUGCUACUGUUCAUAGGUCUGUAUAUAACUCCCAUCAGGGUCCUUUUACUCUUGUAGUUUCUUAGCUCUGCCCACAAUGUUUCUAUACCUUCUGAUCCUACGUCCACCUCUUUUUAAGGAUUUGAUUUCAUUUAUUUUUACCAACAGAGUCACCCCAUCCCCUCUGCCUACCUGCCUGUUCUUCUGAUACGUUAAGCUCUCAGCUAUAAUCUUCUUUCAGCCAAGAUUCAGUGAUGCCCACAUCAUACCUGCCAAUCUAUAACUCUGCUACGUUAAUCUACCUUAUUCUGUAUACUGCGUGCAUUCAAAUAAAACAUAGAAACAUAGAAAACCUACAGCACAAUACAGGCCCUUCAGCCCACAAAAUUGUGCCGAACAUGUUCCUACCUUAGAAAUUACUAGGCUUACCUAUAGCCCUCUAUUUUUCUAAGCUCCAUGUACCUAUCCAGAAGUCUCUUAAAAGACCCUUAUCGUAUCCACCUCCACCACUGUCGCUGGCAGCCCAUUCCACGCACUCACCACUCUGCGUUAAUAAAAAAAAACUUCCCCUUGACAUCUUCUCUGUACCUAUUUCCAAGCACCUUAAAACUGUGCCCUCUCAUGCUAGCCAUUUGAACCCUGGGGAAAAGCCUCUGACUAUCCACACGAUCAAUGCCUCUCAUCAUCUUUUACACCUCUUUCAGGUCACCUCUCAUCCUCCGUCGCUCCAAGGAAAAAAGGCUGAUUUCACUCAACCUAUUCUCAUAAGGCAUGCUCCCCAAUCCAGGCAACAUCCUUGUAAAUCUCCUCUGCACCCUUUCUAUGGUUUCCACAUCCUUCCUAAAGUGAGGUGACCCGAACUGAGCACAGUACUCCAAGUGGGGUCUGACCAGGGUCCUAUAUAGCUGCAACAUUACCACUCAGCUCCUAAACUCAAUCCUACGAUUGAUGAAGGCCAAUGCACCGUAUGCUUUCUUAACCACAGAGUCAACCUGCGCAGCAGUUUUGAGUGUCCUAUGGACGCAGACCCCAAGAACCCUCUGAUCCUCCACACUACCAAGAGUCUUACCAUUAAUACUAUAUUCUGUCAUCAUGACCUACCAAAAUGACCACUUCACACGUAGCUGGGUUGAACUCCAUUUGCCACUUCUCAGCCCAGUUUUGCAUCCUAACACCUCCAACUUUUGUGUUAUCAGCAAAUUUACUAACCCUUCCCUCCACUUCCUCAUCCAGGUCAUUUAUAAAAAUCAUGAAGAGUAGGGGUCCCAGAACACUUCCCAGAGGCACCCCAUUGGUGACUGACCUCCAUGCAGAAUAUGACCUGUCUACAACCACUUUUUGCCUUCUGUGGGCAGGUCAGUUCUGGAUCCAUAAGGCAAUGUCCCCUUGGCAAUGCCUCCUUACUUUCUCAAUAAGCCUUGCAUGGGGUACCUUGUCAAAUGCCUUGCUGAAAUCCAUAUACACUACAUCUACGGCUCUUCCUUCAUCAAUGUGUUUAGUCACAUCCUCAAAAAAAAUUCAAUCAGGCUCCUAAGGCACAAACUGCCUUUCACAAAGCCAUGCUGACUAGAACAUAGAUCAUAGUAAACCUACAGCACAAUACAGGCCCUUCGGCCCACAAAACUGUGCUGAACAUGUCCCUACCUUAGAACUACCUAGGCUUUACCCAUAGCCCUCUAUUUUUCUAAGCUUCAUGUAGCAAACUAUUACUAAUCAUAUUGUGCCUCUCCAAACGUUCAUAAAUCCUGUCUCUCAGGAUCUUCUCCAUCAACUUAGCAACCACUGAAGUGUGCAACUGUAAUGAAAACCAAUUUCCCCCGGGAUCAGUAAAGUAUGACUAUGACUAUGACUAAGACUCACUGGUUUAUAAUUUCUUGGGUAUCUCUACUCCCUUUCUUGAAUAAUGGAACAACAUCUGCAACUCUCCAAUCCUCUGGAACAUCAUCCGUUCCCAUUGAUGAUGCAAAGAUCAUCACCAGAGGCUCAGCAAUCUCUUCCCUCACCUCCCACAGUAGCCUUGGGUACAUUUCGUCUGGUCCUGGUGACUUAUCCAACUUGAUGCUUUCCAAAAACUCCAGCACAUCCUCUUCCUUAAUAUCUACAUGCUCAAGCUUUUCAGUCCGCUGUACGUCAUCCCUACAAUCGCUAAGAUCCAUUUCCGUAGUGAAUACUGAAGCAAAGUACUCAUUAAAUACCUCUGCUAUCUCCUCCAGUUCCGUACGCACUUUUCCACUGUCACAUUUGAUUGGUCCUAUUCUCUCACAUCUUAUCCUCUUGCUCUUGACAUAUUUGUAGAAUGCCUUGGGAUUUUCCUUAAUCCUGCUUGCCAAGGCCUUCUCAUGGCCCCUUCUGGCUCUCCUAAUUUCAUUUUUAAGCUCCUUCCUGCUAACCUUAUAAUCUCCUAGAUCUCUAUCAUUACCUAGUUUUUUUGAACCUUUCGUAAGCUCUUCUUUUCUUCUUGACUAGAUUUACAACCGCCUUCGUACACCAUGGUUCCUGUACCCUACCAUCCUUUCCGUCUCAUUGGAAUGUACCCAUGCAGAACUCCAUGCAAAUGUCCCAUGAACAUUUGACACAUUUUUUCCGUACAUUUCCCUGAGAACAGAUGUUCCCAAUUUAUACUUCCAAGUUCUUGCCUGAUAGCCUCAUAUUUCUCCUUACUCCAAUUAAAAGCUUUCCUAACUUGUCUGUUCCUAUCCCUCUCCAAUGCUAUGGUAAAGGAGAUAGAAUUGUGAUCACUAUCUCCAGAACGCUCUCCCACUGAGAAACUUGACACCCGACCAGAUUCAUUUCCCAAUACCGGAUCAAGUACAGCCUCUUGUAGACUUACCUACAUAUUGUGUCAAGAAACCUUCUUGAACACACCUAACAAACUCCACCCCAUCUAAACCCCUCGCUCUAGGGACAUGGCAAUCGAUAUUUGGGAAAUUAAAAUCUCCCACCACGACAACCCUGUUAUUAUUACACCUUUCCAGAAUCUGUCUCCCUAUCUGCUCCUCGAUGUCCCUGUUACUGUUGGGUGGUCUACAAAAAACACCCAGUACAGUUAUUGACCCCUUCUUGUUUCUAACUUCCACCCACAGAGACUCAGUAGACAAUCCCUCCAUGGCGUCCACCUUUUCUGCAGCCAUGACACUAUCUCUGAUCAACAGUGCCAUGCCCCCACAUCUUUUGCCUCCCUCCCUGUCCUUUCUGAAACAUCUAAAGCCUGGCACUCGAAGUAACCAUUCCUGCCCCUGAGCCAUCCAAGUCUCUGUAAUGGCCACAGUUUCAUAGCUCCAAGUACUGAUCCACGCUCUAAGCUCAUCCACUUUGUUCAUAAUACUUCAUGCAUUAAAAUAGACACAUCUCAAACCAUUGGUAUGAGCGCAUCCCUUCUCUAUCACCUGCCUAUCCUCCCUCUCACACUGGCAACACACUCUGAAGAGCAACUGCAACGCCUCAUGGACAGCUUCUCAAGAGCCUGCCAGGACUUCAGCUUGACCAUCAGCCUGAAGAAAACCAAUGUGUUGGGCCAAGGCGUUGAGCAUCCCCCUGCCAUUACCAUCAACAACUACAAGCUGGAGGUAGUUCACGAGUUCACAUACCUUGGCUCCACCAUCACAGACAGCUUCUCCCUAGACCCCAAGAUCAACAGAGGGAUUGGACGAGCAGCCUCAACAUUCGCCAGGCUGACAAAGAGAGUCUGGGAGAACAGAAAGCUGAUGACACACACCAAAGUUGCAGUCUACAGGGCCUGCGUCCUCAGCACACUGCUUUAUGGCAGAGAGACCUGGAGCCUCUACUACACACAAGAGUGGUGUCUCAACGCCUUCCACCCUCACAGCCUGAGAUGCAUCCUGGACAUCACGUGGACUGACCGAGUUACCAACAAUGAGGUCCUGGCCAGCACCCAGAUACCCAGCCUCUUCACCCUGCUCCAACAACGCCGUCUCCGCUGGCUGGGCCACGUACACCGCAUGUCAGACGGGAGGAUCCCGAGAGACCUGCUGUACGGGGAAUUGGCCUCCAGCAAGAGAGCACAAGGGCGGCCCCAUCUUCAUUUCAAAGACGUUUGCAAGAGAGACAUGAAGUCACUGAACAUGAACGUCGAGAGGUGGGAGGACAUCACAAGCGAUCGCUCUCACUGGAGGCUGGAACUACGCAGAGGUCUAAAAAGAGGAGAAGGGAAGCUGAGGCUUGCUGCUGAAGAAAAGCGCACUCGCCGAUAAAACAGCACCAAGACAACACUGGAGGCCAGCGCCUUCAAGUGCAAUCGCUGCAGCCGAGACUGUCACUCCCGUGUGGGCCUCUACAGCCACAACAGACGCUGCUCUAACACAGACUGAAGCAAGAAUUUCCAGGCUCAGAUCCAUGGUCUCACGAGUCUAACGGAUGCCACCACGAUAUCUUCAGCCUUAUCAUCCCGGUUCCCACCCCCGUGCUGAAUUAGUUUAAACCCACCUGAACAACUCUAGCAAACCUACCCCCAAGUAUAUUGGUUCCCUUUGGGUUCAUGUGUAGCCCAUCCCUUUUGUACAUGCCUUCCUCAGAGGAGAUCUCAAUGAUCCAGAACUACUGCCCCCGCGGUAGUUCCUCAGCUACUCAUUCAUCUGCCAAAUCAUCCUAUUCUUACACUCACUAGCGCAUGCCACAGGCAGUAGUCUAGAAUUGCACCCAUGGAGGUCCUGCUUUACAGCUUCCUGUCCAGCACCUUAAAAUCUCCAACAAGAGAAAAUCUGCAGGUGCUGGAAAUCCAAGCAACACACACACAAUUCUGGAGCAACUCAGCAGGCCAGGCAGCAUCUAUGGGGAAAAAAGUACAGCCACUGUUUUGGGCCGAGACCUUUCAGAAGGACUAAGUCACUCAGUUACCUGCCUCCUGUAACUUGGGGAUUACUGUCUCCUAUCUAUCGCUUCCUCAGUCGCCCAGAUGAGCCGAAGGUCAUCGAGCUGCAGUUUCAGUUCCUUGACGUGUUCUCUGAGGAGCUGCAGCAUGGCGCAGAUAUUGUUGUCUGGGAGGCUGGAGAUCUCCCAGAAUUCCCACAUCUCAGACACAGAACAAAAGACAACCCCUGGAGCCAUUCUCACUGCACUGACUGUGUCCUAAGAGAUGAGGAAUGAAGAAGAAACUUGCUUACCAGAUACUUAACUCACCCAAGCUUGAUCUUGCCAAAGCCUAAUGAACCAAAGCCACUCCACCACUGAUCCACUCAUACAAUGGCUGCUCCACUUGCCCUUGCCUUAUUUUUAUUUGCCCUUUUUAAUGAUUCCUGUUCAGUGAUUGAGCGCAUUCCAACCAUGAAAAUUGCUGCAAAUCUCUUUUUUAAAUCUUCAGCUACAUACCUAAGUGAAAUUGCCACUUCUUGUGCUUCCGCACAGUGAUUGGGUGCAGUCCAACUCUGCUUGAAGCAGCUGUUGUCUAAGUUUUAAAUGAGCUUCAUUAAAGUAUACAGUGGAUUCUGGUUAAUUGGCUGAUCGGUUAAUCAGGGCAGCUGCAUAUUUGGGACAAAUCUUAGAGCACAAAUUAAUGGAGCCAGGAUUCACCUCGUUUAUUUGGGACACCAUGCUGGCUUAAAUGGGACAGGAGAAUGCUGCCAAAUAGUUUCGAACUAGCAUUUGCAUGGCCAUUAGACACGACACCGUGCUUCGAGUGAAGUUUUUAAGUGGCCUCAGUUGCAUUUGUUUCUGUCCAAAAAGCACUAAUUUUGUAACUGAUAGUUGGAGAGAAAUAAGUAGGACAAUUCACAACUGUUUUGUUUACUGUAGUUUCAAGCAGUUGGACCCAGAGAUGCCAGAAAUAGCCGAGAGCGAAAAUGGAACAAUUUCACUAUUUCAUGUUAGUAACUGCGGAGAAUUUGAAGGUAUCAACAAUCGUCUUGAAUGUUGCAAUGACAAUGAAGAUUUGAUGGAUACAUUCUAUGAAGUCAGUCCAUUAUCUGCACCAAGUGACUGCGCUUCUAUUUAUUUACAGUCAUUGAAAAGAACAUGACAGCUUACACUGGAUGAAUUUCUCCAUCGAUAACUAUUAAGAACUAAUACACAGUUUAAUAGUACUGUAGUAAUAUUAGUAAUGUUCUAAUUUGUUCUGUAUUUCAUUUAAAUGCAUUAUUUGUUACUCAGCUAAACUUUAGUUUGUCUCGCUUAUAACUUUUUAUUUCCAUGAAACUUCAGCUAAUUGGGACAGCUGCUUAAUUGGUUCAAAAUGUACUGGUCCUGAUACGUACCAAUUAGCUGGAAUCCACUGUAUAUAUUAAAAAAAUACCGCGCCCAAUUUGUGUCCCUCCCAACAACUAAGAAAAUUAUUCUUACAAAUGUCAUUCUUUUAACGUGUAAUUAAGGGCCGAGAGGAGGCCUGAAUGCACUAAAAGUGGGCCCAAAAUAUGGGAGGUGCAUCUAGUCAGAGAACUUUAUUUGAAUUAAAUGUGUGCUCAAGAUGGUGCCAGCGACUGUUUGCCCUCUCCCAUUGAGAGACUCAAGACCCCUGUGGAGAUCCAGUGUUUCCUGUUGCCCCAGACGAAGACCAUUAACCUCCUCUGCAUUCUUGCGACAAAGGGGGCAGGUGAGGCUAAGGUGACCAUGCGGUACCACAACAUGGAGGCUACCAGCUGGUUUAUGACCACCACCCUGCCUCGAUAGGAAAGCACCCUGAGAGGGUCUGAUUGGCACCCCAGCCAGGCCAUGACUUGCGUCUCCAGUUUCUGCCAGUCCGCCAGCCAGGUCUCCCCAGAAGGACUCAGGUAGACUCCCAGAUAGAGCAGAUGUUUGGUUCUCCAUUCAAAAGCUUUCAUCUCCUCUGACAGGGAGUCCACCUGCCACUGAGCCACUAAGAGUCCGGUACAUUUCGCCCAGUUGAUCCUAGCAGAGGACACUGCUGAGAAAACUUCCUGGCGCUCACACAUCCUCCCCAGGUCACUGGGAUCGGUCACCAUCAGGAGAACAUCAUCGGUGUAGGCCAAGAGGACAACCUCCAUGUCCGGUUUGUGCAGAACCAGACCCAUCAGCCUCCACCAAAGAAGGCACAGGAAUGGUUCUACACAAAUCGCAUUCAACUAGACGGACAUGGGGCAUCGCUGAUGUUGUACUCUUCUAAAGGGAAUGGGUGCUGUCAAUGAUCCAUUGACCUUAACAAGGCAUUCAGUGGCACUCCUUGGGUGUGUUGGUUGUUAACACAAACGACGUAUUUCACUGUUUGUUUUGAUGUUCACAUGAUAAAUAAACUUGAAUCCUGAAUUUGCAAAAGUACGGAUAAUUAAACCUUGCGACAGGUUUAUAAUGAAGGGUGUAAUUCCAAAAUAUUCUCAUGUCACUUUCAAUGUAUCCAAGCUGUGUUUGCAAGUCGAGUUAUCU